This is a messenger RNA of Dujonia railenensis, 984 nucleotides long. NCBI's taxonomy places the organism in Eukaryota, Fungi, Ascomycota, Pichiomycetes, Serinales, Debaryomycetaceae. The record is from the annotation of a GenBank genome assembly.
AUGUCUCUCCCAAAAUUUAUUGAGGUAUCUGUACCAUCUAUCGAUAGACCAUUCGGUUUACAUUUAUGGCCAAUUUUCAACAAAAUCUUCGAAACUGCAGUUGGAUACCCAGCAGAUGAGUUUGAGUUUAUUCAUCAUCAUACCUUUUUAGCUAAUGGGUACCAUGCCUUGCUGAUCAUUGCAGUUUAUUACGUUGUGAUUUUUGGUGGUAGAGCGUUAUCCGAAAAAUUAAGUUUGCCAGCUUUGAAAUUGAACUUUUUGUUCCAAUUACACAAUUUGGUGUUAACUGGAUUGUCUGGUGGGUUAUUGCUCUUAUGUAUUGAACAAUUGUUACCAAUCUUGUAUAACCAUGGACUUUUCUAUGCGAUUUGUAACAAAAACGCGUUUGCACCAAAAUUGGUCACUUUGUACUACUUGAACUACUUGACCAAAUAUUUAGAGUUAUUGGAUACUGUAUUCUUGGUAUUGAAGAAGAAGAAGUUAUUAUUUUUGCAUACUUACCAUCAUGGUGCCACUGCUUUAUUGUGUUAUACUCAAUUGACUGGAUCCACUUCAGUAGAGUGGGUUCCAAUCACUUUAAAUUUGGCUGUUCACGUAGUUAUGUACUGGUACUACUUCCUUAGUGCUCGUGGUGUUAGAGUGUGGUGGAAGGAAUGGGUUACCAGAUUUCAAAUUAUUCAAUUUUUGAUUGAUUUGGUUUUCGUUUACUUUGCCACUUACACUCAUUAUGCCCAUGCAUACUGGCCAUGGUUACCUCACGUUGGUGACUGUUAUGGUUCAGAAUUGGCAGCUGCUUACGGUUACUUGAUCUUGACUAGUUACCUACUUUUAUUCAUUUCCUUCUACCUUAGAGUUUACAAGAACUCUGCUUCCAAGAAGGCUGGAAAGAAGGGUGAAAAGAGUGCCGCUACUGCAGAGAAAUCUGUUGGAGCCUCAAGUGGAGUAGAUGCAGGUGCUACCAAGGCUAAGAGUAGAAAGGCGUAA